Molecule: messenger RNA, 2385 nt
Organism: Eurytemora carolleeae
Lineage: Eukaryota; Metazoa; Arthropoda; Copepoda; Calanoida; Temoridae
Product: lachesin
Exons: 15
Coding region: 12-1364 (450 amino acids)
Cellular component (GO): neuron projection
Source: RefSeq, a predicted model, not a curated record
AAUCAAAAUGUAUGGUGCAGCCCUCAGAUAUCAGAGCUUUAGCCCUCUACGAGAACAGUCAUCAAAGUGAAGACCCACUUCUACCCUACUUCCCGAUGAUAGUGGAGAACGUGACCGUCUCCCACGGGAGGAAGGCGGUGCUCAAGUGCCAGGUGGAGAACCUCAGGAACUAUAAGGUUGCCUGGGUUAGGGUGGAUACACAAACUAUCCUGACUAUCCAUAACAACGUAAUCAGUAGAAACCCAAGAAUAUCCUUGUCCAGACCUGGAGAAAACAAGUGGGAUCUACAUAUUAACAGUGUACAAGAAUCAGACCGUGGGUGGUACAUGUGCCAAAUAAACACAGAUCCAAUGGUACAUAGAUCAGGAUAUCUGGAAGUCGUAGUUCCGCCGCGGAUCACGAGCCAGGGUUCUAGUUCCCUGGUGGUUAGGGAGGGGGAGAACGUGAGCCUGGAGUGCGAGGCAAAUGGUUAUCCACCUCCGCAUAUAGUUUGGCGGAGAGAGGAUGGAGACGAUAUCAGUGUAGCUGGCAAAAAGGUGAGUAUAGUAGAACGAGCAGUGCUACGCCUGGACCGAAUCUCUAGAUUGAAUAUGGGAGAUUAUCUUUGCGUGGCCAGCAACGGUAUUCCACCGUCAGCUAGUAACAGAUUCUCAGUCAAAGUUCAAUUUCCUCCGAUGUUUUGGAUUCCCAGCCAGCUAGAGGGAGUUUAUGCUGGACAGGAUGUAACUAUUGAAUGUCACUCCGAAGCUUAUCCUAAAUCUAUCAACUACUGGAUAAAUAACAAGGGGGCUAUGCUAGUCUCAAAUGAUAAAUAUGAAGCUAUAACUGUGGAUACAGGAUACAAGAUAUACAUGAAGCUUCAUAUAAGAAAUAUCACAAAAGCUGACUUUAUUGAGUACAGAUGCGUUGCAAAAAAUUCCCUUGGAUCUUCUGAUGGAGCAAUAUCAUUGUAUGAAAUACCUGCAACAACAACAACAACAACAACAACUGAAGCCCUUGAGCCGGAAUAUACAACAGAAGAAACAACAACACAUAAUAUCAGGAAAUCUGGCCGACGGAGGAGAAUUAAAGCCCGACACAGAGACCAUGUAGAGCCAAGUAAUGAGUAUGAACGUCAUAGUUACCAUCUGGAGACCUAUGAUAGAGAUCAAGAAGAGCCAGGUAGAGGGGAGGAUAAGGUUUACAUGGAGAGACAGGAAAAUAUGUUCAUAAACGACGGUGCAAUGGAUGCUAAGCAGAAUUCUGAUUCUGGGUCCCCCUUUCUCUUUCGGUCGUCUUCUACUUCUCUCCAAUCAAUCAAUCCAACUGGAAAAACCGCCAUUUUUAUUGCGUCAACAAUAAUAUCAACAUUCUUUAUCUGUUAAUUGAAUACAAAUUAAACUUGAUCUUAUUCUGCUUGCUAGCGCCAUCUCAACUCAAGAUAGCAAAAAUUAAGUUUUCUUGAAUUAUAAAUAAAAAAUUGAUUUUCUUGUAAAAUAAUUGAAAGAAGAUCUGACAUUCAAAUACCAGGAAUAAUUCAUAGAACAGAUGUCAGAGCGGAAAAAAAGUUAAAUUUAUAAAUUUAUCUUUUUUUAUUGGGGGGGGGGGGGGUCAAAACUGAGAUAGAAAAAGACCCAAAUCAAUGGGGGUGUAUAAUUUGUUAUACUAUCGUAAUUAAUACAAUUUAUCUCUUGCCGCACAUAUCUAAAUCUUUUUGAAUAAAUUUUUACUUCUGUGUGUAAAUAUACAACAUCCUUAUCCUCAUACAAUUAUGUAAUGUAAUGUGUAUUAUUUGUACAACAACACAUGUUAAUCAUUCACUAUAUAUAUGGCUUGCAACUGUUUAGGACAAAAUCAACGCUUGAUUUUUCUAUUUGUCUAACAAGCAUUCAGGAUGUUUCUGUUAUAAUUGUUUUCUAAAAGGGUUUGUUAAAGUUUUACUUUGAACCAUUUAAAACCUUGAAUAUUUUUGCAGGAACAAAACUCCAACUUUUUAAUUCUUUGCAACCUGAUGUCAUUGACCUUUGAUAUUUCAGACUCUGAACCCUGUUAAUAUAAGGAUUAAAAACUUAGAAUUUGGGGAGAGAACUUAGUGCUUUUCAAAUAAAGGUUUGAAGGGUACCCUUGUGAAUUGUUAUGAGGGUUUUUAAAAUCACUUUCAUAGUUACACUCAAGCAUGAUUCUCCAGAUACAGACAUUCCUAGUUACACUCUAGCAUGAUUCUCCAGAUACAGACAUUCCUAGUUACACUCUAGCAUGAUUCUCCAGAUGAAAACAAUUAAAAACAAUUAUUUUCUCUCUGUUCAGUGCAAAAACAGAACAGCAAUGUGAUAUUUUAUACUUUAAAUUUUAAGCAGAAUUUUGUUCAUUUUAAAAUUUAAACUUUUUUUAAAGCUUACAAAAAUG